Messenger RNA from Dictyostelium purpureum, 1092 nucleotides. Its product is annotated as urate oxidase. The record is from RefSeq and is a predicted model, not a curated record. Gene Ontology annotation, biological process: urate catabolic process; purine nucleobase catabolic process. The transcript is spliced from 2 exons. Lineage: Eukaryota; Evosea; Eumycetozoa; Dictyosteliales; Dictyosteliaceae. Bases 105 to 968 code for a protein of 287 amino acids. Gene Ontology annotation, molecular function: urate oxidase activity. Gene Ontology annotation, cellular component: peroxisome.
AAAAAUAAUAUUAAUAAUAUAUAGUUUUUUCUUAUAAACAAAAUUUUUCAUUUUUUUUUUUUUUUUCCAAAAAUAAAUAAUUAAUAAAUUCUAAAGAUAAUAAAAUGGCCACUUUAAUUGACAACAGAUAUGGUAAAGCAAGAGUUCGUGUUUUAAGAGUUUUCAAGGGACCAAAUGACCAUCACAAAAUUUUCGAUUUCGAUUGUCGUGUUUUAUUAAGAGGUGACGAAUUCCAAGAAACUUAUUUAACCGGAGAUAAUAGUAAAGUUGUUGCUACCGAUACUAUGAAGAACACUGUUUAUGUUAUUGCCCAAAAAGAAGAAUUCAAGAGCUUAGAAGAAUUUGGUAUCAUUUUAGGUCGUCAUUUUAUCAAUACAUAUUCAUGGGUCAGUGGUGUCGAGGUUAGCAUGAAGGAAAAUAUGUGGCACCGUAUCGUUACAUCAAAUGGUAAACCACACGGCCAUUCAUUCACUCGUGAUAGAGAAGUUCAUACCGCUGUCGUCACUUCAACCAGAGGUAAAUCCCCAGUUGUCGUUUCCGGUAUUGAUGAUGUCCUUAUCAUGAAAACUACCCAGUCCGGUUUUGAAGGUUUCCAUCGUGACAAAUACACCUCCCUCAAAGAAACUAAAGACAGAGUUUUUGCCACUGUUGUUACUUCAAACUGGACCUAUAAUACUUUAGAUGUCGACUACACCAAAGCUUAUGAAACUCUCAAACAAUCUGUAUUUGAUAUCUUUGCCAAUACCUAUUCAAAAUCAGUUCAAGAAACCUUAUUUUUAAUUGCUAAAGAUGCCAUCGGUAAAUGCUCAGCCAUCGAACAAGUUCAUUUAUCAUUACCAAAUAAACAUGCUUUUGGUUUCGACUUCUCAAGAUUAAAUAUUGAAAAUAAGAAUGUUGUUUUCCAACCAGUCGAAGAACCAUCAGGUUUAAUUGAAGGUACCAUUAAAAGAGUUCACGCAAGAUUAUAAAAUUGUUUUUUUAGAUAAAAAUAAUUUUAUAAAAAAAAAAAAUUAAUAAAUAAAUAAAACAAUAAUUAUGUAUUCAUAGUAAAUAAAAAUUAAAAGCAUAUUAAUAAAAUAAAUGUUUAAAAUC